Molecule: messenger RNA, 2544 nt
Organism: Nematolebias whitei (Rio pearlfish)
Lineage: Eukaryota; Metazoa; Chordata; Actinopteri; Cyprinodontiformes; Rivulidae
Product: extracellular calcium-sensing receptor-like
Exons: 6
Coding region: 106-2544 (812 amino acids)
Biological process (GO): G protein-coupled receptor signaling pathway
Cellular component (GO): membrane
Molecular function (GO): G protein-coupled receptor activity
Source: RefSeq, a predicted model, not a curated record
CUUUUGCAAUUAUUACUGGUGGCAUCUUUCUCACAGGCUGAGGAGACAGACUGCAGACAGAGAGGAGACACAGAAAACUCCCAUCUUCUUAAGGAUGGAGACAUUAUGCUGGGUGGACUCUUUUCUUUCCACACAAACUGGAUAGAAAAACAGGAAACCUACAUGAAAAAGCCCCUGCCACUACAAUGCAUAAGUUUGAAUUUCAGGGAAUUCCAAUUAGCCCAGUCUAUGCUUUUUGCAAUUGAGGAAAUAAAUAACAGUUCAGAUCUUCUACAAGGGAUCUCUUUGGGUUAUAAACUGUUUGAUACUUGUGGUUCUAUAGCCAGAAGUGUAAGGUCUGCACUGUCUUUGGUUAAUGGUGAUGAAAAUGAGUCUAUAACUGUGAAGGCAUGUACUGGACCUGGCCAUGUUCAGGCCAUAAUGGGAGAAGCUUCUUCCUCUCCGAGCAUGGCAAUAUCUACUGUUAUUGGACCAUUUCAUAUUCCGUUGAUCAGUCAUUUUGCUACAUGUGCUUGUCUGAGUGAUAAAACUAAGUACCCAUCAUUUCUCAGAACCAUACCCAGUGACUACUAUCAGAGCAGAGCUUUGGCACAUUUGGUCAAACAUUUUGGUUGGACUUGGGUUGGAGCUCUUAGAUCAAAUGAAGAUUAUGGCAAUAACGGCAUGGCAAUAUUUACAGAAACAGCCCAGCAGCUGGGCAUUUGUUUGGAAUAUUCUGAGCCAUUCUUUAGAACAGAUCCAUUAGAAAAAAUACAAAACAUAUUUGACAUUAUCAAGGGCUCUACGUCAAAAGUGAUUGUCGCUUUCCUCUCUCACAUGGACAUGGAGGUUCUUGUACAAAUGUUGUCUGCCCACAAUUUGACAGGAUACCAGUGGGUCGGUACCGAGGCAUGGAUUUUUGACUCUCAAACUGCAUCAAGAGAUAAGAAUCACAUCCUGGAUGGGGCUAUAGGACUCUACAUUCCAAAAGCCCACGUCAGUGGUCUUAAAGAGUUUAUGUUUAAUGUAAAACCACUCAAUUCAACAAACAGUGACUUGUUUACUGAAUUCUAUGAGGCAUUAUUCAGCUGUAAGUUCAGACAGUCACAAUCAGAAGAGAUUCAAAGAGAAUGUACUGGACAUGAGGAUCUAACUCAAGUGGAAAACAUUUUUACCGACAUGUCUCACAUGUCCAUUUUUAACAACAUGUAUAAAGGAGUAUAUGCAGUGGCCCAUGCACUGCACAAUAUUCUCAGCUGUAAUAAAACAUGCAACAAAAGUGUGAAGCUUGAUCCCAACACGAUUUUACAGAACAUAAAAAAGGUAAACUUCAAAACAAAAGAAGGUGAGAAUGUUUACUUUAAUAAGAACGGAGAUCCUGUUGCAAAGUAUGAAAUCAUAAACUGGCAGCCAAGAAAAAAUGAAAAAGUGGAUUUUGUCACAGUUGGUGUUUAUGACGCAUCGUUGUCUCCAGAAAAUCAGAUGAAUCUACAGAAUAAGUCUUUAAUUUGGGCAAACAACUCGAUGAAGGUGCCUGUGUCAGUUUGCAGCGAGUUGUGUCCUCCAGGAACACGUAAGGUUUUACAGAAGGGAAAACCUGUUUGCUGCUAUGACUGUAUAAGAUGUUCAGAGGGAGAAAUGAGCAACAACACUGAUUCUGCCACCUGUAUGAGAUGCCCCCCUGAAUUCUGGCCAAAUGACAAAAGAGACACCUGUGUAAUAAAAAAGACAGAGUUUCUGUCAUAUGAUGAGAUUAUGGGAGCACUGCUUAUCGCAGCCUCAUUAUUUGGAACAUGUCUGACUGCUGCUGUCGCUGUCUUUUUCUUCAGACACAGGAAAACUCCUCUUGUCAGAGCAAACAACUCUGAGUUGAGCUUCCUGCUGCUUUUCUCCUUGACUCUGUGUUUUCUCUGCUCUCUGACCUUCAUUGGACGUCCCUCUGAGUGGUCCUGUAUGCUCCGUCACACAGCUUUUGGCAUCGCCUUUGUCCUCAGUAUCUCCUGCAUUUUGGGGAAAACAAUGGUGGUUUUAAUGGCAUUUAAAGCUACACUUCCAGGAAAAAACGUGAUGAAAUGGUUUGGACCUGCACAGCAGAGACUCUGUGUUCUGGGUUUUACUGUUUUGCAAGUGAUUAUAUGUAUCAUCUGGUUAGCCACUUUCCCUCCAUUUCCAUCUGAAAAUGUAAAAUAUUUUAAAGAUAAAAUCAUCUUGGAGUGUGCUCUGGGUUCAGCUGUAGGCUUCUGGUCUGUACUUGGGUACAUUGGACUUCUUGCCAUGUUGUGUUUCAUUUUAGCUUUUCUGGCUCGAAAACUGCCGGAUAAUUUCAAUGAAGCUAAAUUUAUCACCUUCAGCAUGCUGAUAUUCUGUGCAGUCUGGAUCACUUUUAUCCCAGCAUAUGUCAGCUCUCCAGGAAAGUUUAGUGUUGCUGUAGAAAUUUUUGCCAUUCUUGCUUCCAGUUUUGGACUGCUGAUUUGUAUUUUCAUACCAAAAUGUUAUAUUAUUUUACGAAAACCAGAUAAGAAUACGAAAAAGAACAUGAUGGGUAAGGGAGUAAUAAAAUCUUGA